Molecule: messenger RNA, 2739 nt
Organism: Cololabis saira (Pacific saury)
Lineage: Eukaryota; Metazoa; Chordata; Actinopteri; Beloniformes; Belonidae
Product: hereditary hemochromatosis protein homolog
Exons: 2
Coding region: 34-1131 (365 amino acids)
Biological process (GO): immune response
Cellular component (GO): external side of plasma membrane
Source: RefSeq, a predicted model, not a curated record
CAGACGAUCGGGACUGAUCAGUGUCUAAUAAAUAUGUUUGUUCUCCAGCUGAUGUCGGGGUUUCUGCUCCUCCACCUGGUGAUAAGUUCAGGCUUUGGAAAUCACUCUCUGUGGGGGUUGUUCACCUACAUCUCAGGACCAACCCAGUUCCCAGAGUUCUCCAUGGUUAUUAUGCUGGAUGACAUCCAGGUGGGGUACUAUGACACAGACCAACUGAUAAAGGUUGGUGCUGGAGGUGAGAAAGGGGAGGAGCUUGACCUGGGACAGUUCUUCUUGAAUUUGCUGCAUGAGAAUAUGAUGGAUAUGAGGAUGAGGUUGGACUUAGUCAGAAAACAGCUGAACCUGACCUCUCCAGGUGUCUACGUUCAACAGAGGAUGGUGGUUUGUGAGGUCCAGGAAGACGGUCAGCAUGAUUUCUUCAUGGUCAGGGAUGGUGUCAAUGGUCAUGAUGGCGACAGCAUCCAUUGUAACAGGACCCACUUCCUGUACGGCGGUGGUGAUGGUUGGGAUUUCCACUGGGACACCAUUAAGCAGAUGUACCAGCAGACUCUCUACACAAACAUCUUCCUGCCCUUCUGUAUCCAGACUCUGCAACACCUGCUGGAGAUCAACAAGCACCUGUUGAUGCGUCGUGUUCGACCUCGACUACGCCUCCUAUCACAGCCGGGGGGGGGCGGGGCCCAGAUCACCUGUCUGGCCACAGACUUCUACCCUCGCCACAUCAACCUGACGCUGCUGCGGGACGGUGAUCCCGUGGACGAGAACCAAAUGACCGUUGGCUCGGUGCUGCCCAACGGCAACGGUCUCUACCAGCUGAGGAAGACGCUGAUGGUGGAUGAAGAGGAGCUGCAGAGGAAGCACAAGUACACCUGUGCAGCGUCUCACCUGAGUCUGGACAACCGGCUGGACAUGAGCUGGAGGGCGGAGUCUUUCCACUCAUUCAGACUCCAUGUCGUCUCUGCUCCCGUCGUCCUCCUGCUGGUUGUCGUCAUCCUGCUGCUGCUGCUGAUGAUGAAGAUGAGGAAGAGGUCAGGGUCAGAGGGCAUCUCCAUGGAAACACAGGAGAGUCACGGAGCCAGCACUGAUGAGGGAUCGGAGCCAGGGGUGGAGGACCGGGACGUGACGGCUUAAACGAAGCAGAUUUCAUCCAAAUAGUGCAACAUUGCGAUAACCUUGUGCAAUAUUUUCAUAACAGAUAUUGUGGGGUACAGAAAACAUUUAUCACAUUACAUUAUACUACUAUUAUAUAACUAUAGCAUUCUGAGUCAAUUAUAUAUUGCAAUUAUCACUUUACUAUCAUAUGAUCUGUCUUUUUGGCUUUUGUAUUACUUAUAUAUUUAAUUGUUAUUAGGGUUGUCCUGAUCAGGAUUUUUUAGCUCCCGAUCACUUGAGUUUGAGUAUCUGCCGAUCCCGAUUUUUCCCGAUCACAUCACUUUUUUUUGCUCCCGAUACAUUUCUGAUACUUUUUCCUGAUCAGAUACAUUUUGGCAAUGAAUUAAGUAAAAAAGUAAAGUAAAAAAAAGUAAAUUAAAUUAAGUAAAAAAAAUGUAUUGUCCAUUUUCUCCAACAUAGACCUUUUUUUUUUUUUCACUGACUGCAUCAUUGGAUCAAAACAAAGCUUAUGCUGGCGCCACAAACUGGUGCCACAAAAUGUAGAAACAUGAAAUUGUAAACUAAAACCAAAAGUGCAGAAUAGUGCAAUAACAAAAAUAAAUAAAUUUCACUUCAAAAGGAGGUAGUUUACCUAGGUUCAAAAGUUUAAUGACAUCCAGUCAAACUCACAAUCAAUAAGAAAAUUAAAAUACAUUUUGGCUUAACCUUGAGUGCAGAAUUCUAAACAGCAUGAAAUGAAUAGCAGCAGCUUUUAAUCUGUUAUAGUUUUCUGUCACUGUGUUGUAAUGUUACGCGGAGCAUAGGAACCAAGUGUGGUUGUUCAGAAACGGACGGUUAAACCGUAACACCGGUCCCGCAAAAUAGCAGUCCGUCAUCCCUGUGUUGUUACCGAGUCAAUAAAGUGACCAAAAGAUGAUUUACGAGUGACGGAUAAUCAUUUACAUAACCCUACAGUCACUUUUCUCCGACAGCUUUUCUUUGUUUUUAAAACUUUCAGACCGUUUAUCUGAGCUUAGCCUAGCUGUUGUUAGCUCUCUGUUAGCCACGCUUCUUUCCCUCUAAAUAUAUUUUUUGAGUUUACUAAAUAUUCUUUAUGUUGUUAAAAAUGUGAACAUAAUUCCUCUUCAUUAUUCGUGGAAAUAAUAUGUAUUGUGGGAUUUGUAUUAUUUUGUCCAUGUACAUAUAGUUUUCACGGUGCCAGGCGAAAAGAGGAGAGGAUAAAGUUGCACCAGUCGAAGCUCUCUGCAUCUUGUGUGAUUAAUCCAAGCGGGUCGCUACAGUGCGUGCACCCCUUGUGGUGCACAAAGGCCAAAUAUGGGUCGUGUGACAUGAAAUGGGUAUUUGUAUUUGUACUCUUUCCCAGUUUUAACUCAAAUCUUUGCUUCUGUGAGGGUGUUUGGAAAAAAAAUUGAGAUUAACGGAAUAACGGUGAUGGCCAAAUGCAGAUAAUACUGGGGUCCUUGACAUGCCAGUUUGAGAUCUAAAUAUGUUGUUAUAUCGUUAUUGAAUGCACUGUAUUUUUUAUUUGUUGCAUUGAUUGACUGAAUGUGGCUAUAUUUUCAACACUGUGCCUAUAGUUUUAUGUUUUACACUAUGCAAUACAUUUUACACUGUACAAUAUGUUUU